AUGGGGUGCACCGUGAGCGCCGAGGACAAGGCGGCGGCCGAGCGCUCCAAGAUGAUAGACAAGAACCUGCGGGAGGACGGCGAGAAGGCGGCGCGGGAGGUGAAGUUGCUUCUGUUAGGUGCUGGCGAGUCAGGGAAGAGCACCAUCGUCAAACAGAUGAAGAUCAUCCAUGAAGAUGGCUAUUCGGAGGAGGAGUGCCGGCAAUACCGAGCAGUUGUCUACAGCAACACCAUCCAGUCUAUCAUGGCCAUCGUCAAGGCCAUGAACAACCUGCAGAUUGAUUUUGCCGACCCGCACCGUACGGACGAUGCCAGGCAGCUGUUCGCACUGUCCUGCACUGCUGAGGAACAAGGCAUGCUCCCUGAGGACCUGUCCAGCGUCAUCCGGAGGCUCUGGGCUGACCAUGGUGUGCAAGCCUGUUUCAGCCGCUCAAGAGAAUACCAGCUCAACGAUUCAGCUGCCUACUACCUGAAUGACCUGGAGCGGAUCGCUCAGAGUGACUACAUCCCCACACAACAGGAUGUGCUUCGGACCCGCGUGAAGACCACGGGUAUUGUGGAAACACACUUUACCUUCAAGGACCUACACUUCAAGAUGUUUGAUGUGGGCGGUCAGCGGUCUGAACGGAAGAAGUGGAUCCACUGCUUCGAGGGUGUCACAGCCAUCAUCUUCUGUGUAGCCUUGAGCGCCUACGACUUGGUGCUAGCUGAGGAUGAGGAGAUGAACCGCAUGCAUGAGAGCAUGAAGCUGUUUGACAGCAUCUGUAACAACAAAUGGUUUACGGACACGUCCAUCAUCCUCUUCCUCAACAAGAAGGACCUGUUCGAGGAGAAGAUCACACAUAGCCCACUGACCAUCUGCUUUCCAGAGUACACAGGAGCCAGCAAGUAUGAUGAGGCAGCCAGCUACAUCCAGAGUAAGUUUGAGGACCUAAAUAAGCGCAAAGACACCAAGGAGAUCUACACACACUUUACAUGUGCUACCGAUACCAAGAACGUGCAGUUUGUGUUUGACGCUGUCACCGAUGUCAUCAUCAAGAACAACCUGAAGGACUGCGGCCUCUUCUAAGAGGCAGUGGGCCUGGCAGGAUGGGCCACCGCUGACUCUGCUCCCCAAACCCCUGAGGAAGAUGAGGCCAAGAAGACCACGCUCCCUGCCUGUCCCCCUGGCCGCUUCUCCCCUCCGUCCUCUUUGUUUUCAGCUCCCCUGACCCCUCCCUCAGCUGCAGACUCAGGGGAGAGGUAGCCACAGGUCUCUGUUUGAAGCCCUCUGUCAGAGGAGCCGGGAGUGGUCAUGGUGCCUCUUCCUGGGCAUGUUCUGGUUUUUUGGCUGUUGUCUUGUUCUGUGGUGGGAGGGGAGCACAAGCGGAGUCUCCCAAGGCCUGUGUGUGGAGGGCCACCCACUUCUCCAGCCUGGACCCCUGGCUUUGCCCAACACCAGCCCUGACCCAGCCUAAGUCCAAAUGUUUACAGGGAGCCUCCUGCCCUUUCUGCCCCUCAUACCGCUCGGAGGCCCCAAAGGAAAAAGCACAAGAAGCAUGAGACACCACCAUUCCUGGAGACCAUAAGUCCACCUGCUCAUUCUCAUAGCUUUUUAAAAAAAAAUGAAAGUAAAGAAAAAAAAAAA
This is a messenger RNA of Fukomys damarensis (Damara mole-rat), 1626 nucleotides long. RefSeq names its product G protein subunit alpha i2 (gene Gnai2). Gene Ontology annotation, cellular component: heterotrimeric G-protein complex. Lineage: Eukaryota; Metazoa; Chordata; Mammalia; Rodentia; Bathyergidae. Gene Ontology annotation, biological process: adenylate cyclase-modulating G protein-coupled receptor signaling pathway; gamma-aminobutyric acid signaling pathway. Bases 1 to 1068 code for a protein of 355 amino acids. Gene Ontology annotation, molecular function: GTPase activity; GTP binding; G protein-coupled receptor binding. The record is from RefSeq and is a predicted model, not a curated record. The transcript is spliced from 9 exons.